AUGCCGAAGGAGAUGCGCAUGGACGCACUGCACAUCUUUACGGACAACCUCUUCACCAGCCUUCCUCUGAUGAUGGCGCUGAAGGAGGAGGGAAUCGGGCACACGGGAACCAUCCGCCAGAACCGCCUCCGAGGAUGUCCGCUGAGCUCGGUGGCAGCGAUGAAGAAGGCUCCCAGGGGAGACACCUCUGUCGCCGUGGAAACGAAGCAGGGCAUCAACCUCGUCAGGUGGAAGGAUAACAGCGUGGUGACCGUAGCAUCUACGGUAAGCUCAUCCCGAACUGUGGCUGAAGUUCAAAGAUGGUCGCGACGAGAGAAGAAGAGGAUCAAGGUAGCUCAGCCACAGAUGAUUCAGGACUACAACUGCGCCAUGGGCGGUACCGACCGCAUGGACCAGAACAUCGGCGCGUACCGCAUCGCGAUCCGACAGAAGAAGUUCUGGCGGUGCAUCUUCUGCUGGCUUCUGGGGGCCGCGAUGCAGAACGCCUGGCUGCUCUACCGUCAGCAUCAUCCAGGCGAGAAUCAGAUCAACUUCAUCCGAGCCAUCGUCCGGUAUCACCUGGCAGAGACGACGAAGCCACCAUCUGGACGUCCAAGUUCCGCGUCGAAUCAGCAUCGCGUCCCAGCCAGCAUCCGCUACGAUGGUAUCAACCACCUGGUCGUUCCUCUUGCCAAGCAGGGAACGUGUGCAAACAAGGAGGGAAAGUGCAAGAGCCACCCGAAGACCGCCUGUCGCAAGUGCCAGGUGCCGCUGUGCGUGGCGUGCUUCGUGCCGUUCCAUGCGACCUGA
Amphibalanus amphitrite is the source of this 789-nucleotide messenger RNA. RefSeq names its product piggyBac transposable element-derived protein 3-like. The record is from RefSeq and is a predicted model, not a curated record. NCBI's taxonomy places the organism in Eukaryota, Metazoa, Arthropoda, Thecostraca, Balanomorpha, Balanidae. Bases 1 to 789 code for a protein of 262 amino acids. The transcript has a single exon.